This is a messenger RNA of Jaminaea rosea, 1362 nucleotides long. Its product is annotated as PLP-dependent transferase. Gene Ontology annotation, molecular function: pyridoxal phosphate binding; L-kynurenine:2-oxoglutarate transaminase activity. Gene Ontology annotation, biological process: biosynthetic process. The coding region runs from base 1 to 1362 and encodes 453 amino acids. Lineage: Eukaryota; Fungi; Basidiomycota; Exobasidiomycetes; Microstromatales. The record is from RefSeq and is a predicted model, not a curated record. The transcript has 2 exons. Gene Ontology annotation, cellular component: cytoplasm; mitochondrion.
AUGGCCAAAUCCUCCAAGAUCGGCAUCGUAACAGACCGCAUACACGAUGAAUACACUCGCGGGCCCGAUGUCUGGUCGACAUUCAAUCCCGCUGUAUUCCCUGAUUGCGUCAAUCUAGGGCAAGGUUUCAUGAACUGGGCUCCACCGGCCUUCAUUCGCGAGUCGCUGCAGGAGCUAUCAGACAAACGAGUCGACGUUCACCACUACUCGCACCCAAAGGGGAGGCCGAGGCUGAGGAAAGCGAUUGCGGACCAUCUCAGCGAGCAAUACCGUAAGCCUCGCGACCCCAGCCAAGAUCUUGUAGCUGGCGGCUCGUCAUCCCUCCCCAAGCAGCGCAAGGAUGUAGGCGCUCAGCUGGACCCAGAGACCGAAGUCCAAAUCACUUCUGGCGCAAACGGGGCAAUCUACUGCGCCACGACCGCCUUUCUCGAGCCAGGGGAUGAAGUCAUUUUCAUUUCGCCACACUUCGAUCAAUACCAGUGCGAGGUGACCUUCAUGGGCGCCAAGCCUGUGCCAAUUGCAUUGCUGCCGCCGAAGGAGGUACGAGGGUCAAAGGGAAGCGAUUGGAAGCUGGAUUGGGAAAAGAUCGAGGAGGCCAUGAAAUCGCCCAAGUGCAAGGCCAUCAUCUUCAACACGCCGCACAACCCUGUAGGAAAGGUGUACGACGAUGAGGAGAUCUCGCGCCUCGCCUCACUUUGCAUCAAGUACGAUUUGCUCUGCAUUGCAGACGAGGUGUACGACAUCCUCACUUUCGACAGCAAGCCUCACCUGCGCAUUGCGUCGUACGAGGGCAUGUGGAACAGGACGAUUACCAUAAGCUCAGCGGGCAAGGCCUUUGCUGCUACAGGAUGGAGAAUCGGAUGGGCUGUUGGCCCUCCUCAUCUCAUCAAGCCAGUUCUCGUCGUCUCAACCCGCAUCAGCUUCUCCACCAAUAGCAUUGCAGCAGAGGCAGCGGCGGUAGGCGUAGAGGAAGCGGCGCAACGCGGCUUCUACCAGUCUCAGAUCCAAGAAUACGAAGCUCGCCGUGGGCAACUCUGCUCUGCCCUCGACACCCUUGGCCUGCCGUACACCCUCCCAGAAGGCGCCUACUUCAUCAUGGUCGAUGCCUCUGCGAUCCAGAUUCCCGAGGACUACCCUUUCCCUGAAGAUGUGCAGAAGCACUACCGGACUGCCUAUUUCGUGGCCAAGGAGGCCAAAGUCGUUUGCAUCCCGGCGACGGCCUUUGUGAGCGAGGAGCAUGUGCCCAUGUUUGAGAAGUGGCUAAGGUUGAGCUUCUGUAAGGACGAGGAAGGGAGAGAGGGUGGUGAGCUCGAGAAGGGUGGCAAGCAGUUGCAGGCGCUCAAGAAGUAUAUCAAGGCGUGA